ACUCCAAAUCUUUAACAAUCUCAAAAAAAUAUUAAAAUGAGUGAUUUUUUUAAAGAAUUUAAUAGUGAAUAAGAACAAAAGAUAGAUUAUUAAUUUAAAAGUUAAACCUAAAGUAAACCAAACUUUUCAAGCAAUAACAACAACUAUGGUGAUUUUUAAAAUUCUGAUAACCAAAACAAAGAACAUGAUGAUUACAUGCAAACUAUAGAGAUUUAAAAUACUACCGCUUAAAAUGCAUAAAUGUAGAAUAAUGAAAACGAUAUUUAAGAAAAUAAUGAGAACCAUGAAACAUAAAACGAAAUUGAGAAUGAUAUUUAUGAGGAACAAUAAGAAAAAGAUUAAUCUCAAUAGAAUGAAAUUUAAAAUUAUAAACUAGAAAGCGGUGAUUAUGAAUUCAUGAAAGAAGCUAUAUUGAAAAAAAAUAAUAAUGUAAUCGAAAUAUCAGCAUUUUUUAAAAUAGGUUAAGAAUAUUAAUUAUUUUAAAAAAUAAUCUAACCAGAAGAAGAUGGUUAAAAUAUUAAAUUGGAAUAAUAAUAUAUUAAAGUUAUCACAUUUUAAUCAGAAGAAGAAAAUGAAGAAAGUUUAAGAAAUAGCAAUGUUAACUACAUUUUAAAGAGAUUUGUUAUAAUUUGCAAUAAUGGAUUUCAUUUUCAGUGUGAUGAUGAUGAAAAUUUAAAAUUUUUAGAGUUGCAAAACAUUAAACAUAAUUACUAAACAAAUUCGAUCGAGUUCUAAUGUUUUAAUGAUGAUUAUGAAUAUCAAUUUGACCAAAAUAUUAUGACUAAAAACAAUGAUACUCUGCAAAUCGAAGAUUUCUAAAAAUUUAUAGAAAGCAUUUCUUGA
Molecule: messenger RNA, 843 nt
Organism: Tetrahymena thermophila SB210
Lineage: Eukaryota; Ciliophora; Oligohymenophorea; Hymenostomatida; Tetrahymenidae
Exons: 1
Source: RefSeq, a predicted model, not a curated record